Molecule: messenger RNA, 1374 nt
Organism: Purpureocillium lilacinum
Lineage: Eukaryota; Fungi; Ascomycota; Sordariomycetes; Hypocreales; Ophiocordycipitaceae
Product: cytosolic seryl-tRNA synthetase
Biological process (GO): seryl-tRNA aminoacylation
Cellular component (GO): cytosol
Molecular function (GO): serine-tRNA ligase activity; tRNA binding; ATP binding
Source: RefSeq, a predicted model, not a curated record
AUGUUGGACGUCAACGAUUUCAUUAAGGAGCGGGGUGGCGAUCCGGAGAAGGUCCGAGAGUCCCAGCGCCGAAGACACGCCAAUGUCGAGCUCGUCGACGAAAUCAUUGCCCUCUUCGAAGACCAUCGCAAAACCCAGUACAGCGCGACCCAAGUGAACAGCAAGAUCAACGAGGUUCAGAAGCAGAUUGGCGCCAAGAAGAAGGCCAAGGAGAAUGCCGACGAGCUGCUCCAGCAAAAAAUUGAGCUGGAAAAGGAGAAGAAGAGCCUCGUCGAAUCCGCCGCGGAAAAAGACGCCCUGCUGAAGAGCAAGAUAAAGACAAUUGGCAACUACGUCCACGACUCCGUCCCGGUCAGCAACAACGAGGACGACAACGCAGUCCUGCGCACGUGGCCAGAAGGCGCCUCACCCGAGAAGCGCAAUGUCCUCUCUCAUCAUGAGGUCCUCCUCCGUCUCGAUGGAUACGACCCCGAUCGUGGUGUCAAGGUCGUCGGCCACCGCGGCUACUUCCUCCGCCAAUGGGGCGUGUUCCUCAACCAAGCCUUGAUCAACUACGGCCUCGAGUUCCUCACACAAAGGGGUUACACCGCCCUGCAGGCCCCCCAGUUCAUGCUCAAGGAGUACAUGGCCAAGACGGCUCAGCUCGAGGACUUCGAUGAAGAGCUCUACAAGGUCGUCGACGGAGACGCCAAAAACGACAAGUACCUGAUCGCGACGUCCGAGCAGCCCAUCUCAGCCUUCCACGCCGACGAAUGGCUCAUCGCCAAGGAGCUACCCAUCAAAUACGCUGGGUACAGUUCUUGCUACCGCCGCGAGGCUGGAUCACACGGUAGAGAUGCCUGGGGCAUCUAUCGUGUACAUCAGUUUGAAAAGAUUGAGCAGUUCCUCCUCACGGAUCCCGAAAAGUCAUGGGAAGCACUCGAUGACAUGAUCCACGUAUCCGAGGAGUUUUACCAGUCAUUGGGCCUGCCGUAUCAGGUGGUGGCGAUCGUUUCUGGAGCGCUCAACAACGCCGCAUCCAAGAAGCUUGACUUGGAGGCGUGGUUUCCAUUCCAGGGCGAAUACAAGGAGCUUGUGUCGUGCUCAAAUUGCACCGAUUACCAGUCUCGCGCCCUCGAGAUCCGCUUCGGAGCCAAGCAGCAGACGGACACCAAGAAGAAAUACGUGCACUGCUUGAACGCCACGCUCUGCGCAACGACAAGGACCAUGUGCUGCAUCCUCGAGAACUACCAGACAGAGGAGGGCCUUCGCGUCCCGGAGCCUCUUCGCAAGUACUUGCCGGGGGCACCGGAGUUCAUCCCCUUUGCGAGGGAGCUGCCCAAGGAGUCGACGUCCCAGAAGUCGCUGCCCCAGAGGACAAAGGGCCAGAAAUGA